CGAAACCCCACACCUGACAUCUGCCCAGGCCGCCGGUUUCGAUUUCUUUCCGGGUCGGGUUGCAGCCACUCAUGGAGAGAGAAAGGGGCUGCAAAUGGAAAGAAGCUGGGCGAUGAGGAAAAGGCAGGAGGAAGCGGAGCGUUGUAUCGAGGCGGCACACAAGUGUUUGAAGUCCGGCGACGCCGAGAAGGCUCUGCAGUUCUUGUACUGGGCGCAACAGAGAUACCCGACUCAGCGAACUAAAGCACUAAUUAAUUCAAUAAUUAGGAAUCAAUGUACUGCUGGUUGGACAAAUGCCAAGGAUGCUGAUGAAUCUAUUACUAAGUCCAGCAAAUUGAAAAACUGUGUGAAUGGAAAUGCUCCCGAUGAUAUUAGUGAUGCUGCGAAGGGUUACACGCAAGAGCAGCUUGAAGGAGUACAGAGGAUAAAACGAUGUAAGAAUUACUAUGAAAUUUUGGGAGUUGAUAAAAAUGCUGAUGAUGAAGAUUUGAAGAAAUCCUAUAGGAAGCUGGCAUUGAAAUUCCACCCAGAUAAAAACUGUGCCCCUGGAGCAACAGAUGCAUUUAAAGCCAUAGGAAAUGCGUAUGCCAUAUUGAGCAAUCCAGAAAAGCGAUAUCAGUAUGAUCAUCGUAGAGAGGAAUCAACAACCAUCCGCAGUCCUUAUACUAACAAUUCAAGCCAUUAUCAAGAAUUUGAAGCUGAUAUAACACCUGAAGAUGUAUUCAACAUGUUUUUUGGUGGAAGAUUUCCAACAGGUAACAUUCAUGCCUACACAAAUGGAGGGACAACGUACACCCAUUUUUACCGUCGGCGCCGACAUAUGUAUGAAAGGACAGAAGAGGAGGAACAGGAAAAUAGAAUCCAGGGCACUUAUUCAGCAUUUGUGCAGCUAUUACCAAUCUUUAUUUUAGUUCUGGUGUCGCUUGUGGCCCAGUUGAUGGUGACCAAUCCUCCUUAUAGUCUUCAAUACAAACCGUCAUUGGGCCACAUCUUGUCGAGAGAAACAGAACACUUAAGAGUAACAUAUUUUGUCGACAAAGGAUUUGAGAAGGAGUACAGAGGCAAAGCACUACAAAAUGUGGAAACUAGUGUCGAGAAUGAUUACAUUGAUUAUCUUCAAAAGAGCUGCUGGAAAGAAAAACAGCAAAAAACUGAUCUGCUAAAUUUGGCAACAUUGUACAGGGACGAACGUCUGAAGCAGAAGGCUGAAUCUAUUAAGGCAGAAAAUUGUGAAAAGCUGACCAAGCUUAUUGAACUUCAGAGGAAAGGGUGACAGCAGUUCCAGAUUCACAUAAUACUGCAUUAAAAUAAGCAAAGUUCCAAAAUCAUUGCAUCAUGUUCCAGAGCUAAACAUACUAGUUUCCUAAACUUGAAUGCAUUUUGCAAAGUAUUAUCCAUCAUAGUUUUGAAGGAGAAGCCAUAACGUAGUAUUGUUGCUAAGUUACAUUAAGGUUUGGUAGCUACAGUCUUACAUGAAGAUAUGCUAUAAACAGAACUGAUGGAAGGAUCGCGACUUGAAAUAGUGGCUGUUUCUCCGUAGAUGCUACCUAACCUCCGAGCAUGUCCAUCAAUAUCCUUUAAUAUUUAUUGUUCCAUCAUCUAUCAUAGUUUUUGUUUUUAGCAGUAUUUUAUUGUUCUGGUAAAUUAUAUUCAUCACCUUUCAGUAAAACUGGAUAUUUUUAAAUAAUACAUCUAAUUCUGUGCCUGCACCUUCAGUUGUAAAAUGUCAUUGGAUCAGCACUUGAAAUGCUUUAGGAUCCAUGACAAAGGGCUUAUAGCUGAAAAGAUGGAUUAACCUAAAUAGUUCAUUUUUGGGGUGGUGGGGACUUACUUUGUGAUCAAAUCACUACCCAACACUUUAUACUACUCGCAUAAAUUAAUAACUUGUGAAUUCUUGGUAUUUUCUUUGCUGAAACCAUUGUCAUAUUAAGCAUUUUAUUUAUCAUUAUAAACAUGUUGAAAUGUAUUGUCUGAAAUUUUAUCAUGUAUUUUGCACAUCUGUUUUUUUUUGAGGUUGCAUGGAUGUACUGUGAAACUCUUCAAGUUGGAGCUGAACUGACGAUUGCUGAACCAAUCGUUCUCGCAAUUUCUUUGCCUGCGUAUUUCAGAAGCACUGUUGAUAUGGUGCAAUUGUUUUAUACUUCUGAAUUAAAUGUGCAUUAAGUAGAAUUUCUGAAUAAUUGAGGAUUUUGAAGAACUUUACUCAUUUUAAACAAAAUUAUUGAAGCUACUUUUUAAAAUCCAGGGGAAUUUAUUUGCACAAAGUGAUGAGGUAGAAAAUAACUUUUUCCACAUAUGGUAUCUUGUAAAUGUGGCUUCAAGUAUGUAACUAGUGAAGGAAUUGUGCAUAUUGGUGUUUAUUUAAUGUACAUAUUUAUUAAAACAAAUCACACAAUUUAUAAUAUUGCAUGUAACAAUAUUUAAAAUUUACAUCAUGUAUUGAAAAAUGUUUUUAUUUGAAUUACUAUGGUAUCUUGAAGGCCAAGAAGGCCAAGUAUCUUGAAAUCUGUAUAUCAUGUUACAAUUCUGAACCUUGAAUUAUGUUCAAAUAAAAUAUUUUUUAAAGGUGAUCAUUGUCAAUUUGCAGUUUUUAAAAAUAUAGUUGAUCUAAUGAAAGGUAUUACAAAGACAAGUAGUAAACAAACCAGGUAAUGUAUAAUAGGACUAUAUAAAUACUAAUCAUCUACUAAAAUUUAAGUAUUUGGGAACGAGGCAAUUUUUAUAAAAAUGGAAUCAAUUCCAUUCUCAAAGUAUGUCAAUGGUGCUGAUUACUUCUAAGUACCAUACCAGUCAAUUAUUUAUUAAUUUAUUCUUUAUCAAAUACCUUCAGCAAGUGCAUCUUGUUCAGUGUUUACGCGCUUUGUAAGAUCCACUGAUUUUAUCAGAUUAAAGAGUAAAUCGCUAUUUCCACUUUCAGCAACUACAAGAGGUGAUCAGAAUUGAAAAUUAGGACUGUGCUGAAUUAUUGUUUUUAAUGUCCUUUUAAUUGGAGUUGGUAUGGAAAUCCUUGUUGCCUAAACACUUUUAAAAAUUAGGGGAAAUGAAAAUCUAACCAAAGAAAAUCAGUACUGAAAAUCAUUAUUUUUUGGAUUGGUGCUUUAACUGAGUUAAAAUUCCGAGAUAAACUACUUUGCCUCAUCAUUCAUUUCAGUCAUUCAGUGAUUGGUAGUCAGGCCUUCACUGUACCAAUCCUAAAUUCAGAUUCUGUUCUAAAAAGUAUUUCUCUAGUACUAUAAGUACUUUUAAAAAACUUCUGUUCCAUGGUAGAUGUAUGUC
Hypanus sabinus (Atlantic stingray) is the source of this 3276-nucleotide messenger RNA. RefSeq names its product DnaJ (Hsp40) homolog, subfamily C, member 18 (gene dnajc18). The transcript has 8 exons. The coding region runs from base 95 to 1273 and encodes 392 amino acids. Gene Ontology annotation, biological process: cellular response to misfolded protein. Gene Ontology annotation, molecular function: Hsp70 protein binding. Lineage: Eukaryota; Metazoa; Chordata; Chondrichthyes; Myliobatiformes; Dasyatidae. The record is from RefSeq and is a predicted model, not a curated record. Gene Ontology annotation, cellular component: endoplasmic reticulum membrane.